Babjeviella inositovora NRRL Y-12698 is the source of this 2135-nucleotide messenger RNA. RefSeq lists its product as uncharacterized. The transcript has a single exon. Gene Ontology annotation, cellular component: peroxisome. Gene Ontology annotation, molecular function: fatty acid binding; acyl-CoA oxidase activity; FAD binding. Gene Ontology annotation, biological process: lipid homeostasis; fatty acid beta-oxidation using acyl-CoA oxidase. Lineage: Eukaryota; Fungi; Ascomycota; Pichiomycetes; Serinales. The coding region runs from base 24 to 2027 and encodes 667 amino acids. The record is from RefSeq and is a predicted model, not a curated record.
AGACCAGUUUCGACCUCAACGCUAUGAAUGAGUUCUUAGAAGGGGGUGAUCCAAAGCAAGUGGCCUUGGUGAAGAGUAUCUUCCUCCAAUUCGAGCGUGACCCAGUCAUCGCCACCUCGCCUGAGAUUUACGAUUUAACUCAUGAGGAAAAGCGUGAGCUUACAGCCCGGAAGAUUGCCCGUUUGGCCCAGUACUUGGAGAAAGACACGCCAGAGGUCUGGAAUAUGCGUUGGCACUUGCUCAACACCUUUGACCCCCAGCUGAGCACUCGUAUAAACAACAACUUAGGGUUAUUUCAUAACUGUGUACGUGGCAAUGGCACCCUGAAGCAAUACCACUACUGGACUGUCACCCAGGGCUCUGCUAAAAUCAAGGGGAUAUGUGGCAGUUUCGGUAUGACUGAGCUCGCCCACGGCUCCAACGUUGCCGGAUUGGAAACCACUGCAACUUUUGACGCGGAAACCGAUGAAUUUAUUGUAAACACGCCUCAUAUUGGAGCCACCAAAUGGUGGAUCGGUGGUGCUGCCCACACCGCUACACAUAUUGCUGCUUACGCUCGCUUGAUUGUAAGGGGAGUAGACCAUGGGGUUAAAAUCUUUGUGGUACCCUUGAGAGACGCCAACCAUGACGUGAUGCCCGGUGUCUCGUUAGGUGAUGUUGGUGCCAAGAUGGGAAGAAACGGUAUUGAUAAUGGGUGGAUCCAGUUCAGCAACGUCCACAUUCCCCGUGGAAACAUGUUGUCCAAGUACGACAAAGUGGAUAGAGAUGGGACGGUACACAACGCUCCCUUGGCUCAGUUGGCAUACUCUGCGCUUUUGACAGGGAGGGUUGGGAUGGUUUACGACUGUUUCAGAUACGGUUCCCGGUUUAUUACCAUCGCAUUAAGAUAUGCCGUUGGUAGAAGGCAGUUUGGUCAUAGCCCAGACGGCGAAGAACAGUUGUUGAAUUAUCCCUUGCACCAAAACAGAUUAUUGCCUUAUUUGGCCGCUGUUUACGCCAUGUCUGCCACCGGUUACAAGAUGAAAAGUUACUUAAAGGGUAUCAUUGACACCUUAGACACUUCUGUAAAAACUGGGAAUACAAAGAAAAUUGGGGGGGCUCUUACCGAGAUGAAGACUUUAUUUGUGAUUUCAGCGAGUUUGAAGUCCACCUGCACCUGGUUGACCGCCUCCUUGAUCGAUGAAUGCCGCCAGGCUUGUGGGGGUCAUGGCUAUUCUUCCUACUCUGGGUUCGGUACCGGCUACACGGACUGGGCUGUGCAAUGUACCUGGGAAGGUGACAAUAAUGUUUUGGCCAUGUCUGCAGGUAAAUCAGUAAUCCAGAACUUGCAAAAGGUACUCAAGGGAAAAAGCUUGAUGGGGGAGUUUGCUUACUUGAACAGCUAUAGUGUUGCUGCUUCUUCCCCAGUUUUAAAUGGGUCAAUUGACAACUUGCAGAAUUUGUUAUCUGCCUACCAGACGUUGGUCGCGAGAUUAUCCGGUCAUGCCAACGAGAUUUUGGAAGAGAAUAAAAACUCAUGGGAGUCCAUUUCGGUACACCAAGUGAGCAUUUCUAAGGUGUUUGCCCACACUUAUGUCUUGGGAACUUUUAUUAAAAGAAUCUCUAGCGUAAGUGACGCUGCUUUGUCUGAGCAAUUAACCAACUUGGCUAAAUUGUAUGCUUUGUCCACAUUGAACCAGUAUUCGUCGUUGUUCCUCCAAUACAACGUGAUUUCUGGCUCUGCCUUAGCCGAAGUGCAGUCCCAGGUUGGAAUGUUGAAUGCUAGAGUCAGGCCACAGGUUGUGGGGUUGACCGAUGCGUUUAUGAUUCCAGAUUUUGUUAUCAACUCUUCGUUGGGCUCAUACGAUGGUAACAUCUAUGAUAACUAUUUUAGUAUAGUCAAGAGGCAGAAUGAUCCUUCCCGGACAAAGGCACCAUACUCUGAGGCUAUUUUAGAGAAGAUGUUGAACAGAAAGGACCUUAACGUUAGGGAAAGAAACGAACGCAGCAAAGAGGUAUUGAGACUCUUGGGUACCGGUAUCGAAUAAGCACCAUAUGUAUGGCUCUAGUAGAGUUAAAUGUGACAAUGAGCUGACCAUAGCUUGAUUCAUUACGAAUUAGGGGCCAUCGAAAAUUAAAUUUACUGAUACUCGUAU